AUGAAACACUAUAGAGAUUCUGUUAGUCCAGAGGUUAGACAAUUCAUUAAACAAUUUCAUAAUUAUUAGAAAGAGUAUAAACAAGAUAAAUAGACUACUACAGAGGAUAGCAACUAAUCAAUAAUUGAUGAAAGAUAAGAUGAUAUUAAUAUUAAAGAGAUGUUCCUCAAAUUACCAAAUGAAAUAGUAUAAGAAAAUGGAUAACCUUAUUUAAAAAUAUCAAAGACUCCAACUGUCUAUUCAAAUAAUAAUUCUAUUUCUAGUAUUGAUUAAGAUAGAUAUAUUGACAUUAUAGUAUAAAAAGUUGUAGAUGAAAUGGAAAAGAGAAAUUAUAAUAAAAGAUAACCUAUGUUAAGUAUUUAAUAAAAUACAGUUCAAGUCAAAAUAGCUCCCAAAAAUGAAUUAGAUUAUUUGGAUGAUGAUUCAUUCAUUCGUCAUAUGUAUUAUUAUAUAUAUUUAUUAGUCAAUAAACUCUAUUGAAUCCUCAUCAUACUCCAAAAAAAGUUCAUAAUUUUGAAAGUUUUGAUUAGAGAUAGAAACAAUUCUAAAUUUAACGAGAACAAAAAUUGUAGAAAUAAAGAGAAGCACAAUAACUCACUAAAUUAGUAGAUGAAUUUAAGUGUUACUUAAUUAGAACAAGAAAGACUGGAGGACUUUGAGA
Messenger RNA from Paramecium primaurelia, 661 nucleotides. The record is from the annotation of a GenBank genome assembly. Lineage: Eukaryota; Ciliophora; Oligohymenophorea; Peniculida; Parameciidae.